UUCCUGCCGGGGAAGAGGUGUGAGCUUGUUGUUGCAGAGAGGUUGUUGGACUCUACCAUUGUGAGUGUGAUGGGGUGGGCGUGAUCAGGGAUAGGGAGCUCCUCUGAUGAGUGGGGCGGAUAGCAGGCGCGGACCCUAAUCUGUUCCUGAGCUGUACACUGAAGCUAGAGGAGGGUAUCCUCUGUUACUUUACUACCAUAGGCCCCAGUCCUGGAUUUGAACCUCUUUUAUAGGAUGAUUUGGUCUUUAUCUAAAGGAGGAAUUACUGUUUUGAUGCCAAGACUGGUUCAGCAUGAGGCCUUGUGAAGAACUGAACAGUCAAAGGUAGUUAUUCGAAAACAAUCAUUAUUGUUCCAGUCCAGGUAUUGUUCAAAAGAUUACAUGAACAACACCCUCCUCAGAUUAGCAGAACAGGAACAAGAAACAGCUACAGCGUAGCACCUGGAAUAUCAGAACACAUACGGAGCAGAACACCGGACCAAGGUGCCCAGAAUUAUGCCAAUCUAGUCAGAAUCACCUGAAGGAUCAUACUGCAACAUUGCUGACUUGGCUGUAACGUCUCAGCGAUAGCAUGGCUGACCCUUACCAGAACAAUGUGUACCAGCAGGGAGGAGGUGACCCCUAUGGCACCUACGGAGAGGGAGGAGACCAGGAGGGCUACGGUUACCAGGGCGAGUCCUACCCUCAGGAGGAGGAUGCAGCCAGCGAUGCCACGGAGGGCCAUGAUGACGAGGACCAGAUGUACGAGGGGGAGUACCAGGGGAUCCCCCACCCUGACGAGGUGAAGGCGGCCCAGAGGGCAGCGAGGGCCAAGGUCAGGCAGGCUCAGGCAGGGGCCACAGAGCUGGAUGAACUGGCUGAGCAGUAUGAGGACAUCAUGGAGGAUUGUGGGCAUGGACGGUUCCAGUGGACCCUGUUUAUAGUGCUGGGCCUGGCCCUCAUGGCUGAUGGGGUGGAGUGCUUUGUGGUGGGGUUCGUGCUGCCCAGCGCGGAGAAGGACAUGUGCUUAUCCAAUGGAGAGAAAGGCAUGCUAGGUUUGAUAGUGUUCCUGGGCAUGAUGGUUGGGGCGUUCAUCUGGGGAGGCAUGGCAGACAAACUGGGCCGCCGGAAGUGUCUGAUCUGGGCACUCACCAUCAACUGUGUCUUCACCUUCCUCUCCUCCUUCGCCCAGGGAUAUGGCUUCUUUCUCUUCUUUAGGCUCAUCUCCGGCAUCGGUAUCGGAGGUUCUGUCCCCAUCGUCUACUCCUACUUCUCAGAGUUCCUUCAGAUGGAUAAGAGGGGGGAACACCUGAGCUGGCUGUGUAUGUUCUGGAUGGUGGGAGGCAUCUAUGCCUCCUUCACAGCCUGGGGAAUCAUCCCUCACUAUGGCUGGGGCUUCAGCAUGGGGACAGAGUUCCAGUUCCACAGCUGGAGGGUGUUUGUGCUGGUCUGUGCCCUGCCUGCCAUCACCUCCCUGGUGGGGCUCAUGUUCAUGCCUGAGAGCCCCAGGUUCCUCCUGGAGAAUGCCAAACAUGACGAGGCCUGGAUGAUCCUGAAGAAUGUCCAUGACACCAACUGGAGGGCAAAGGGCCAGCCUGAGAAGGUAUUCCAGGUGACACACAUCAAGGCUCCUAAGACCCAGGAGGAUGAGUUCAUUGAGAUCCAGAGUGCCACAGGGACGGCUAUACAGCGUUGGGCCGUCCGGACUCUCACUCUGUGCAAACUGGUGCUGAAGAACGUUGCUUCUCUCUUGGGACCUGAGCUGAGACUGAGUACACUGUUCAUGGCCAUCAUCUGGUUCACCAUGGCCUUCAGUUACUAUGGACUGGGUGUGUGGUUCCCUGACAUGAUCAAAUACCUGCAGCAAGAGGAGUAUGAGUCCAAAGUCAAGGUGUUCCACAGAGAGAGAGUAGAACGCUUCCACUUCAACUUCUCCCUGGAGAAUCAGAUCCACAGAGAGGGAGAAUACAUCAAUGACAAGUUUAUCAACAUACAGAUGAAGUCUGUUAAGUUUGAGGAUUCACUGUUUGAAGAUUGUUACUUUGAGGACAUCGAGUCCACUGAAACAAUGUUUGUGAACUGCACCAUCAGAUCCACCGUCUUCUAUAACACAGAUCUGUAUGAGGAAAGGUUCAUAGACUGUAGGCUGGAGAACACCACAUUCCUCCAUAAUAAGAAGGGUUGUCACCUGGACAUCGACGAGGAGAACGAUGUGCUCAUCUACCUGGUCAGCUUUCUGGGGUCCCUGGCUGUUCUACCCGGCAACAUCAUAUCAGCUCUGUUCAUGGAGAAGAUAGGCAGGGUUAAAAUCAUAGGCCUCUCCAUGCUGAUCUCAGCUGGCUGCACCUUCUUCCUGUUCCUGAGCUUCAGUCAGGCGGCCAUCAUAGCCUGGCAGUGUCUGUUCUGUGGGGUCAGCGUGGCAGCGUGGAACGGCAUUGAGGUCAUCACAGUGGAACUUUACCCAGCCUCCAAAAGAGCCACAGCGUUUGGGGUGUUGAAUGCUCUCUGUAAGCUGGCGGCCAUCCUGGGCACCUCCAUCUUUGCCUCCUUUGUGGGGGUCACCAAAGUCGUCCCCAUCCUCCUCUCCUGCACUGCUCUGGUGUGUGGAGGUCUGGUGGCCCUCAAGCUGCCCGAGACCCGGGAGAAGAUCCUCCAGUAAGGAGGUCAUACUGGCUAAAGGUCAAAGGUCACAGGAGCAAGGAGCUACCUUUACAGGCGAAGUUCAUCUGAGAGACACACAGGCAUUAUGCAAAAUUGGUUGUAAUCACCUGGAGCUGACAAGAGUUUAUCCCACCAACAUAGAGAUCCUUUAAUUACAUGCUAACUAACGGUGUUCUUCAUUGUCUGUUCUGUCUCACUAGUUAUGAUGUGUUUGGAGUGAAAUGCUUUAAAAUCAACUCCAAAAAUCUAAAUUAUUAUUGGGACUAAAUGGGAAUUUUUCUCUAAUUCCUUAUCUAUUGGUCUACAAAUCAUAGUUUGCCACGUUAAUGUACGAUAUUGUCGACCUCAGACACAAGAUAAGAAUUGGAAAAUAUGUAAAUCUCUUGAUGGGGACUGGUAACCAGAAACAGAUAUCUGGUCAAGGGAAUCUUUCUUCAGUACCAUUUUGAAUUCAGGUACUGUUUUGUUUUGCUAAAAAUAUGUUUUAAUCUUGGCCCUGCCUUAAUGAAUAGUUCUCAACUCAAACACUCUACCUUCUCUCCAAAAUGUAAACUAUAUUGACUGUAGUGUAGCAUUCCCUCCAUGUAUUCUCGCCUUGUGUUUCAAUCAACCCACAGUAUGUAGUGGGAAGACAGCAAAUAUCCUUCACCACAUCUAUACAUUUUAGCAGACGCUCUUAUCCAGAGCGACUUACAGUAGUGAAUGCAUACAUUUCAUAAUUAUUAUUUUUUUCCCCCCGUACUGGUCCCCCGUGGGAAUCAAACCCACAACCCUGGUGUUGCAAACACCAUGCUCUACCAACUGAGCCACACGGGACUAUAAUGCAUUUUUGAAUCAUUACCUUUAGUUGAGUGUUUGAGGUUAUAGUCCAUCAACCAGGGGUACAUUCAGUAGGUCGCCACUUAGGGAACAGCAUACAACUGCAAUUUACUGCAGUAUUCUCCAUCAAACUGAGGAGAUAACGUAUUUGGCCGUUCCAUUCUAAUCUUAUUUUCUGACAUGCUCUGAAAAUGUAAUCCUGCUCAAUAUGCAUCUGCAAUCAAACCACAAUAAAUCAAUUUCUUCUUAGAUUUUUGCAUUCCAAUUUUCCAAUUGAAUCUAACUUGCAACUUCAUUCAGCAAACUGUUUGGUCCUACAGUGUGUUUGUGUGCUUGAUGUAAAUGUUCUCAGUUUCUCACUUGGGCUGUGGUUUAUUUGUGUUGUCUCUGUAACGACAUCUUUAGUUUUUCUGUUGAAGUGGUACCACAUAGGAAUACGAAGAAAAAAAUAGUUUUAAAAUAUGUGGGGGAAAUGCUGUUAUUGGUGAUAGGAGAUUCACUGAAGCACACAGUGCUGUUACUGCUAACUGUUGACUGAGUUGCAUGUGUGUGUUAGUAAUGUUUCUGUGUCUUUUUCAUGUGUUGUUCAAAAAGCAAGUAGUCUGAAUGAUGAUUACUGUCUGUGUGUGUCACUGUAAAUAACUGACUGGAUUGUAGCCUGUACCGGCUUGAAUUAACAAUCACUUUAGUUAGUUUAAGCAUUUCUUAGCUGUUUCUUGUCAAGUAUUGUGGAGCCAAUUGCAUUUCUUUCCAAUACAAAACAAGACUUUUUGCCAAUUAUUUCUGUCAUACUAACAAUCGAACAGUUACACAAACUGAGGCUUUGCUGUUGAAACACUAUUUUGCAUUUGACUAUCCUUAUUGUAUCUAUACUAUAUUCACACAAUAACAUAUUUCAAAAUAGAGAAAGCUACAAAACAAGAAUAAAGGUGAUGUUGAAUUAUCCUUUUUCAAAGUGUAGGUUUGGUUUCCUUUAGUCUAUAGAACAUCUGUACCAUUAUAUGGAGGUAUACACAAUUAUUGCCAAUACAUUGUGUAAUACCUGUUAUCAAUUGAGCUGCAGGAAGUGAUCAGCCUUAACUGAAUGCAAGGAUUCUGUCGAGCCGUAAGUGGUGUUUUUCAGUAAAACCUUGUUUCUUUCUCAAGCAUCUUUUUGAGCUGCAGCAUCACUGUUAUCAAGGGAUUGGCUUAUGAAUACACUUCUUGGGUGCAUUCAUGUUUGUGUCUGCAUCUUUGUAAAACCAAAAGCCAUACUUUGUUCUUUGUUUUUAUAUUUUUAUCUGAAAAUAUUGUCUGUCGUGGAAAAAAAUAUUUUGCAUACAUUUUUUGUUUUGGGGUUUUGUGACUGUGAAAAGAUUAAACAAAUCAAAUAAAUCUAUCAGUGUGCUGUGA
This is a messenger RNA of Salmo salar (Atlantic salmon), 4851 nucleotides long. Its product is annotated as synaptic vesicle glycoprotein 2B. Gene Ontology annotation, biological process: transmembrane transport; chemical synaptic transmission. Gene Ontology annotation, cellular component: synaptic vesicle membrane; neuron projection. Gene Ontology annotation, molecular function: transmembrane transporter activity. The record is from RefSeq and is a predicted model, not a curated record. NCBI's taxonomy places the organism in Eukaryota, Metazoa, Chordata, Actinopteri, Salmoniformes, Salmonidae.